This is a messenger RNA of Naumovozyma dairenensis CBS 421, 3480 nucleotides long. RefSeq names its product ATP-dependent Lon protease PIM1 (gene PIM1). Gene Ontology annotation, cellular component: mitochondrial matrix. The record is from RefSeq and is a predicted model, not a curated record. Gene Ontology annotation, biological process: chaperone-mediated protein complex assembly; protein quality control for misfolded or incompletely synthesized proteins; protein catabolic process. The coding region runs from base 1 to 3480 and encodes 1159 amino acids. Gene Ontology annotation, molecular function: ATP hydrolysis activity; ATP binding; ATP-dependent peptidase activity. The transcript has a single exon. NCBI's taxonomy places the organism in Eukaryota, Fungi, Ascomycota, Saccharomycetes, Saccharomycetales, Saccharomycetaceae.
AUGCUGAGGAAUAAAGGUUCAGCGCAGAUAACAUUAAGAAGACUAUUCAAAGGUACCAAAUGCUAUACUCAUGGAAGUAAUCAUGCAUUAGUAUCGCCACUGUUAAGCAAUGUAUCCACAAUAAACAGACCAAGGUGGGCAAGUACCGUGUCUUCCGAAUCACAUAGAUUCCCUCUAAAUGAAUUCUACAACCAUCUUUCAACAAAUUAUAAAGGAAAUUCUGCAUUUCUACUGGAUCAGACCUCCAAAUUCACCUCAAUAUUGGCUAAAGAUGAUUCAAGUAAAGAUAUAUCGAAAAUUCCGAGUGAUAAAAAUGAUAAGAAACCAGAAAAUAGGAUCGAACAACCUGAAAACGAAAAGGACCAAGAAGAAGAUAAUAUACCAUCAAAGAAACAAGAUAAUGGCGAUGCUAAGGAUAGUAUAGAUAGCAGCGAAAGUAUAACUCGUAAUUCAAAAUCCGGAUCAGCAUCUUCACCUCCAGGUAACAACAAUAACACUCCAGAUGACCCUCCACCACCACCACACUCAUCAUCAUCCAGUGAUUCAUAUAGUACUGCUCCAGGUAUACCAGAUGUAUAUCCUGAAAUGUUAGCAUUACCUAUCUCAAGAAGGCCUCUUUUCCCAGGGUUCUAUAAAGCAGUAGUGAUAUCAGACCCUAACGUAAUGAAAGCGAUUAAAGAAAUGCUCGAACGUCAACAACCAUAUUUGGGUGCAUUCAUGUUGAAGGACUCAGAAUCAGACAUCGACAUUAUUGAAAAUAGAGAUCAAGUUCAUCCAGUAGGUGUUCUAGCCCAGAUCACUAGUGCGUUUCCAAGUAAAGAUGAAAAGACUGGGAAGGAAACUAUGACUGCCUUAUUGUAUCCUCAUAAGAGAAUUAAAUUAGAUGACCUUGUGAUACCGGAAAAACAUCCAUCUCCAUCUGUACCAAUUACACCAAAAUUAGAAGAUAUUGUAGUCGAGAAAAUUGUGGAUAAUGAAAUCGCAGAACAACCUAAAAUUACGGGCGACGUUGUUGAUAACGCAGACGGAUCUCAAAUAGAAAAGCAAAAUAAGGAAAAGCAAGAAAGUGUAGUACAAAAAGAGGAAGGAGAAGAAGAAUUCGAGAGUGAUGAUAUAAGUGAAGAGGAACUACAAAAAUUACAAGAAGAAGAUUUGAAUCCAACUGAAUUUUUAAAGGCUUACAAUGUAUCACUAGUUAACGUCUCCAAUUUAGAAGAUGAACCAUUUGAUAGGAAAUCACCAGUUAUUAAUGCCUUAACUUCAGAAAUCUUAAAAGUUUUCAAAGAAAUCUCACAAUUGAAUACCAUGUUUAGAGAACAAAUUGCAACUUUCUCAGCAUCGAUUCAAUCUGCUACUACAAACAUAUUCGAAGAACCUGCAAGAUUAGCUGAUUUCGCGGCAGCUGUCUCCGCUGGUGAAGAAGAUGAAUUACAAGAUAUAUUAUCAUCAUUAAAUAUUGAACAACGUCUUGAAAAAUCUUUAUUGGUCCUUAAGAAAGAAUUAAUGAACGCCGAGUUACAAAACAAGAUAUCGAAAGAUGUAGAGACAAAAAUUCAGAAAAGGCAACGAGAAUAUUACCUAAUGGAACAACUAAAAGGUAUCAAGAGAGAAUUAGGUAUAGAUGAUGGAAGAGAUAAAUUAAUCGAAACAUAUAAGAAAAGAGUUGAAAAAUUACAAUUACCGGAUAAUGUUCAAAAAAUAUUUGAUGAAGAGGUUACGAAAUUGGCUACUUUGGAAACAUCAAUGUCGGAAUUCGGUGUCAUUAGAAACUAUUUGGAUUGGAUCACUUCAUUACCUUGGGGUAUAACAUCAAAGGAACAAUAUUCUAUCCCGAGAGCAAGAAAGAUCUUAGAUGAAGACCAUUACGGUAUGAAAGAUGUUAAGGAUCGUAUUUUGGAAUUCAUUGCCGUUGGGAAAUUAUUGGGUAAAGUUGAUGGUAAAAUUAUCUGUUUCGUGGGCCCACCUGGUGUGGGUAAGACCUCCAUAGGUAAAUCUAUUGCAAGAGCUUUAAAUCGUCAAUUUUUUAGGUUUUCAGUUGGUGGUAUGACGGAUGUUGCAGAAAUUAAAGGUCACAGAAGGACGUAUAUAGGUGCUUUACCAGGUAGAGUUAUUCAAGCAAUGAAGAAAUGUCAAACGCAAAAUCCAUUAAUCUUGAUUGAUGAAAUUGAUAAAAUAGGGCAUGGCGGUGUUCAUGGUGAUCCAUCUGCUGCAUUAUUAGAAGUACUAGACCCAGAACAAAAUAAUAGUUUUUUGGAUAAUUACUUAGAUAUUCCAAUGGAUCUUUCGAAAGUUCUUUUUGUUUGUACAGCUAACUCACUGGAUACAAUUCCAAGACCAUUAUUAGAUCGUAUGGAAGUCAUUGAAUUAACUGGUUAUGUGGCGGAAGAAAAAGUUAAGAUCGCAGAACAAUAUUUAAGCCCAAGUGCAAAAAAGACCGCAGGUUUACAAAAUGCAAAUGUUACAUUAUCUGAAAAUGCAGUCGUUGCGUUAAUGAAGUACUAUUGUAGAGAAAGUGGUGUUAGAAACUUGAAGAAAUAUAUCGAGAAAAUCUACCGUAAGGCUGCAUUGAAUAUAGUCAAACAAAUAAGUGUAGACGAAAAAGAAUCAUCAGACACAACGGGUGACAAGAAGGAAACUGUUGUUUCUCAAGACCAAAAAAUUGAAGUUGAGAAAACAAAAGAGGAUACCGAAUCUAUGCAAGUCUCAGAUGAUAUUAAAAUUGAUAUUACACCAGAUAACUUGAAAGAUUAUGUUGGGCCCCCAAUAUAUACUACAGAUAGACUAUACGAAACAACACCACCAGGUGUUGUUAUGGGGUUAGCAUGGACAAGCAUGGGUGGUUGCUCCUUAUAUGUGGAAUCAGUACUUGAACAACCGUUACAUAACUGUAAGCACCCAACUUUGGAAAGAACAGGUCAAUUGGGGGAUGUCAUGAAGGAAUCGUCACGUUUAGCAUACUCUUUUGCUAAAAUGUUUUUAGCCAAAAGAUACCCUGAAAAUAGGUUCUUUGAACAAGCUUCCAUUCAUUUACAUUGUCCUGAAGGUGCCACUCCAAAGGAUGGACCUUCUGCAGGCGUUACAAUGGCUACUUCAUUCCUAUCAUUAGCAUUAAACAGAUCCGUUGAACCAACAGUAGCAAUGACUGGUGAGUUGACUUUGACAGGUAAAGUUUUACGUAUCGGAGGUUUAAGAGAGAAGGCUGUUGCUGCAAAGAGAUCAGGAGCUAAGACGAUCAUCUUCCCUAAGGACAACAUGAGUGAUUGGGAAGAGCUACCAGAAAAUGUUAAGGAAGGUUUAGAACCACUAGCUGCAGACUGGUAUGACGAUAUAUUUCAAAAACUUUUCGUAUCGGUGAGUACCAAGAAGGGGAAUAAGGUUUGGGACUCUGAAUUUGCAAUCCUUGAUGCGAAAAAGAAAUUGAGAAAGAGGAUGAAUAGAAAUCUAAUAACAUCUAAAUCCAUCUGUAAAUAUUCUACUUAA